Messenger RNA from Guyanagaster necrorhizus, 219 nucleotides. RefSeq lists its product as uncharacterized. The record is from RefSeq and is a predicted model, not a curated record. NCBI's taxonomy places the organism in Eukaryota, Fungi, Basidiomycota, Agaricomycetes, Agaricales, Physalacriaceae. The transcript has a single exon. The annotation marks the transcript as partial.
UUAAAAGCAUUUCAUUCAGCCAUAACAGAGAUAUUGACAACAACUAAGCUGAUACUCUUGAUGACUCAUGCUGUUUUUUGGGAUCUCCAAGAUGGUGUGAAGAGGAUUAUAGCCACUCCUCCUCCAAUUAUGCCUCCUGAGUUAAAGAUGGGCCUGUUAGAUGCAUACUGCAAACUCAGUGGUUACUACAAAUAUGAUAAAUCACCAUUCUACAUAUGA